AUGUUCGGCAANAAGUACUAUGGCCUUACAGGCACCAAGCUGAAUAUCGCAGUCGGUAUCAUUGCUGGUCUCGAUUUCCUGCUGUUCGGUUACGAUCAAGGCAAGCAGCGUUUCUUGAACGAUGGCAUGAAUGUUUCGCUAACCAAGUAUCANGGUGUCAUGGGUGGUCUGCUCACGUUGAAGUCCUUCAACCGUACCUUUCCUGAGAUCGACGUCGAUAAUCCUCCGCUUGGAGUAUCUGCUUCAUACACCUCUACCAUCCAAGGUAUCUCGGUCGCCUCCUACAACUUGGGGUGCUUUGUCGGUGCGUUGGCUACAAUCUGGAUUGGUGACUGGCUUGGCCGUCGCAAGACCAUCUUCUUGGGAUCUGCUAUUAUGGUCAUUGGUGCCACACUACAAACAUCAGCUUUUGCUCUGGCACACUUGAUCGUCGGAAGAGUUAUUACUGGUAUCGGAAACGGCAUGAACACUUCUACUGUGCCUUCAUGGCAGAGUGAAUGUUCGAAAUCGCAUCGUCGUGGUCAGAUGGUUAUGAUUGAGGGCGCCCUCAUCACCGGAGGUGUUAUGAUGUCCUAUUGGAUCGAUUUCGGCUUUUCUUACCUCGAACCCUCGACAGUCUCCUGGCGCUUCCCCAUCGCUCUCCAGAUCCUGUUCGCUCUUAUUAUCCUGAUGUUUAUCAUGGGUCUGCCAGAAUCACCCAGAUGGCUGAUUAUGAAGGGCCACGAAGAUGAGGCCAUCAACGUCUUGUGUGCGUUGAACAACAAGGACUCCGAAGACCCUUACAUCGUCUCUGAAUUUGCCGCCAUCAAGGAUUCCGCUCUGGUCAUGCAACAAGGUGGCUUCAGAGACUUGUUCACCAUGGACGAGGACCGCAACUUCCACCGUGUCGUUUUGGCCUACGUCAAUCAGAUGUUCCAACAGAUCUCAGGUAUCAACCUUAUCACCUAUUACGCCGCCAAUAUCUACAGAAACAGCAUUGGACUUUCGGACUUCCUUUCACGUAUCUUGGCAGCUGCCAACGGAACUGAGUACUUUGCCGCUUCCUGGAUUGCCGUAUUCACCAUUGAGAAGUUUGGACGUCGCCAACUCAUGUUGUUCGGUGCUGCAGGUCAGGCCGCCUCCAUGGCUGUUCUUGCAGGCACAACUUCGAGGACCUCAUCCGCCACUGGUAUUACUGCUGCUGUGUUCCUCUUCGUCUUCAACACUUUCUUCGCCAUCGGCUGGCUGGGAAUGACUUGGCUGUACCCCGCUGAGAUCGUCCCUCUCCGCAUCAGAGCUCCUGCCAAUGCUUUGGCAACCUCUGCUAACUGGAUCUUCAACUUGUAA
Aureobasidium uvarum is the source of this 1326-nucleotide messenger RNA. NCBI's taxonomy places the organism in Eukaryota, Fungi, Ascomycota, Dothideomycetes, Dothideales, Saccotheciaceae. The record is from the annotation of a GenBank genome assembly.